AUGUCUAAACCCAGCAGCCCUGUUCAGCAGGAGAACAGCGAUCUCUCGUCAUCCGAUACUGCGGAAGUCAGCUGUCCACAACCUCCCCCUACCAUGCCAAAUAAUCCCACCGCCCUUAGCGACGAGGACCGACCAAAAGGUUUAAAGCUUGCCCUUAUUUUUUUGGGCUUGUUUUUCAGUGUACUGCUGGCAGCCCUAGAUCAAACUAUAGUGACGACGGCGUUACCAAAAAUUGCCUCCGAAUUCAAUGCACUAAACCAAAUCAGCUGGGUCGGUACAGCUUACAUGCUGACUUCGACUGCUUUUCAGCCAAUUUAUGGAAAGCUGGCAGACAUUUUUGGUCGUAAACCAACAUUACUAGCAGCAGACAUCAUAUUCUUAAUUGGAAGUAUAUUGUCUGGAGCUUCGCAGAGCAUGAUUAUGCUUAUUAUAUGUAGAGCUAUCCAAGGUAUUGGUGGUGGUGGCAUCAUAGCAGCGGUUAUGAUCGUCAUUGGUGAUAUCGUCACCCUCCGUGAGAGAGGAAAAUACCAGGGUAUCAUCGGUGCGUGCUGGGGCAUUGCAUCAGUUAUAGGGCCUCUGCUAGGUGGUGCAUUUACGGAUCAUGCAUCCUGGCGAUGGUGUUUUUAUGUUAAUUUGCCCAUUGGUGGUGUGGCACUGGCUGUCAUUGUCUUCUUCUUACAUUUGCCACAUCCAAAGUCAUCUAUCAUGGAAAAACUAAAGAAAGUUGAUUUCCUGGGAACUUUACUCUUGGUCGCUGCUGUCGUAGCAUUGCUGUUACCAACUGAAUGGGGUGGCAUCACAUACGCUUGGAAUUCCCCAAUUAUCAUUGGACUGUAUUGCGCCGGAGGUGUUUUAGUGAUUCUCUUUUUGGUUCUGGAAAAAUGGAUUGCUCCCAACCCUGUCAUCCCAUUGCGUUUAUUCAGUAUGCGGACCCCAGUUCUCAUUUUUGCCACCUCCUUUUUCUUCGGUAUGGCAUUUUUCACUGGUAUCUACUACCUUCCCAUCUACUUCCAGGCUGUACGAGGUGACAGUGCUACAGCGGCUGGAUUGGAACUAUUGCCGUAUAUGCUUGGUGUGGUAUUCUGUAAUAUUUCUGUGGGUUUUCUUACUGCAAAGACAGGUGUAUACCGUAUAUGGAUUUGGAUAGGUACCUGCCUUAUCACCGUUGGUUCUGGUCUUAUCACUAUGCUUGGAUAUUACUCUAAUAGAGGAGAGCAGAUUGGUUACUUGCUCGUCGCUGGUGUUGGUUUUGGCUGCUGCAUGCAAACCCUCAUUGUUGCCGCCCAAGCAUCAGUAUCAUACAAAGACAUGGCUGUUACAACAGCUUUCGUAAACUUUUCUAGAACAUUAGGAGGUGUAUUUGGAUUGGCUAUUGCCGGUACACUGUUCAACAAUAGGCUGAUAUCGGGGCUGAUGACGCUCAAUUUGAGUCCUGAAACUGUACAAUCAGCCGCCAAUGAUGUUAAAUAUGUCAACUCCCUGUCAGGCACGGAGCACGAGGAAAUCAUUCAGCAAUAUGUUGAUGCACUCAAAUUGUGCUUCAUCAUCAUGGUGCCUUUUGGAGGAAUGUCAUUUUUGUGCUCGUUGGGUAUCCAGCAUUUUGCUCUCCGAAAGUCACUUGGCGAGGCCAAGGCUACUGAUGAAAAGCAAAGCGCAGCUGGUCAAGCAGCUGGUCGAGAUACCGAACAACCAACUCCAGAUACUCCCGCCGAUCCUGUUAAUCCUGAUCUCGAAAAAGGUCACCCUGAAGCAAUGGAACGCCAAUAA
Umbelopsis ramanniana AG is the source of this 1767-nucleotide messenger RNA. RefSeq lists its product as uncharacterized. The coding region runs from base 1 to 1767 and encodes 588 amino acids. The record is from RefSeq and is a predicted model, not a curated record. The transcript has 13 exons. Gene Ontology annotation, biological process: transmembrane transport. Gene Ontology annotation, molecular function: transmembrane transporter activity. NCBI's taxonomy places the organism in Eukaryota, Fungi, Mucoromycota, Umbelopsidomycetes, Umbelopsidales, Umbelopsidaceae.